AUGGCUUCUUUCUCUUCACGUGGACCAAAUUUACUUUUACCUGAAAUUAUCAAGCCCGAUGUAAGAGCCCCAGGGGUGGAUAUCUUAGCUGCAUAUAUUCCUAUUGCUUCUAUCUCAUGUAGCCAAGAUGACAAGCGGCACCUGAAUUAUAGUAUUCUAUCUGGAACCUCCAUGUCUUGUCUGCACGCGGCUGGUGCAGCUGCAUAUAUGAAAGAAGUCCACCCUGAUUGGUCUCCAGCAGCCAUCAAAUCAUCUCCUAUGACUACUGCUUGGGCUAUUAACAUCACUAACAAAAAUAAUGCCCCUGGUGAAUUUGCUAAUGGAUCUGGACAUAUAAAUCCUAUUCAAGCUAUAAACCUAGGGCUAGUGUAUGAAGCAUUUAAGGAAGAUUACAAAAAGUUGCUUUGCUUGGUCAUAGGCAAAGAAAAAGUUAGACUUAUAUCAAGAGAUAACAACACCACUUGCCCUACUGGCUCUGACACAGGAUCUCCAUGGGAUCACAAUUAUCCUUCACUGGCAGUUGUUGUCACACCAAUGGAACCUUUUUCGAUCAAAUUCGAGAGGAUUGUAAAAAAUGUUGGCCUUCCAAACUCCACUUAUAAGGCAAAUAUUUUGGCAACCUCCACUUACAAGGCCAACUUCACACAAUUCAACAUCAAAGUUUUGCCUCAAGUUCUUUCCCUCGAGUCCUUGAAUGAGGAGAUCGAAGACCUUUGA
Rosa chinensis is the source of this 717-nucleotide messenger RNA. Its product is annotated as subtilisin-like protease SBT4.4. Gene Ontology annotation, biological process: proteolysis. Gene Ontology annotation, molecular function: serine-type endopeptidase activity. The transcript has a single exon. The record is from RefSeq and is a predicted model, not a curated record. Bases 1 to 717 code for a protein of 238 amino acids. Lineage: Eukaryota; Viridiplantae; Streptophyta; Magnoliopsida; Rosales; Rosaceae.